AUGACAGCCUCAUUCCCAAUCCGCCCGCGACGCGGCUUGUCGCUUCUCUGCGUCAUAACCGCAUUUAGCUUUAGCGUUGUUAUGGUCAUUUGGUUUGGUAUGAACACUGACCGUGAAUACAUCCAUCCUGUGCUCACACAAUUAAUCCCCGCCGGACACUGCGCAUGCGAAUCCUCUACUACCUUCCAAUGCUCGACCUGUCUCACCUGCCCCGAACCCGCUUCCCAAGAAGAGAUCACCCCCGCUUGGUCCUUUGAAUACACUCGCGAUGGUCGCAAUGAGGCCCUCAGUGAGAGCCAAUGCAAAGCUGCCUUCCCGGGAUUAUUCGAGGAUAUCGCGCGCGGACGCAAAUUCUGGUCUUCACACGGUCACUUGUCAUCGACGGAACUCGACGCGAUCACAAUCCAACAUGGUAUGGUGCGGGCAUUCAUAUCCAGUGGGCAAUUGUAUGUGGUCACGGCACGGUCCAAGGGCGAGGAUCACCGACGGAAAAUUCUAGGGACAUUGAGCUCAAUCCACCGUGCGCUGGCCGCCGACCCAGGACAAGCUUCUCGACCGGACAUCGAAUUCGUUUUCUCUGUCGAAGAUAAGGUGGACGAUGUGACCAAUUCAGAAUGGCCGGUUUGGGUCUUUUCGCGAACGCCCACUGAACAAGGGGUUUGGCUAAUGCCCGAUUUCAGCUUCUGGGCUUGGGAUAACCGCGACAAUUACAUGGGGCCGUAUGACCAGGUGGUGGAACGAAUCAAGCGAAUGGAUAUCCCUUGGUCUGAGAAAACGCCUCAGUUGGUCUGGCGGGGCAAGCCUAGUUUUGCGCCAAAAUUGCGACGCGCGUUGAUGGAGGCCGCCAGAGAUAAACCGUGGGGCAAUGUCAAGCAGGUCGAUUGGAACACUGGUUCCAACGUCUUGAAGAUGGAAGAUCAUUGCCAUUAUAUGUUUAUUGCGCAUGUUGAAGGUCGCUCUUAUUCGGCUUCCUUAAAAUAUCGACAGGCCUGUAAUUCGGUGAUUGUUGCACACAAACUGCAAUUCAUCCAACAUCACCACUAUCUUUUGGUGGCAGAUGGUCCCAACCAAAACUACGUCGAGGUCGAGCGCGAUUUUAGCGAUUUAGCCGAAAAGAUGGAACCUCUGGUCGCCAACACCGAAACCGCCCGACGCAUCGCCAAUAACAGCGUCACGACUUUCCGUGAGAGAUAUCUGACCCCCGCCGCUGAAGCCUGCUACUGGCGAUCACUGUUCGAUGGCUACUCCAAUGUGUGGAACGGGACUGUCGAGCAGUGGUCCAAAAGGGAUGAUCGCGAACGAGGGCUUCGAUAUGAAUCGUUUGUUCUUCUGGAGAGCGUGAAGAUGUACGAAUUCGACGCUGCUAUCACUGAACAAUGGCAGGCUAUAUUAUGA
Penicillium griseofulvum is the source of this 1395-nucleotide messenger RNA. RefSeq lists its product as uncharacterized. The record is from RefSeq and is a predicted model, not a curated record. The transcript has 2 exons. Lineage: Eukaryota; Fungi; Ascomycota; Eurotiomycetes; Eurotiales; Aspergillaceae. The coding region runs from base 1 to 1395 and encodes 464 amino acids.